Molecule: messenger RNA, 1267 nt
Organism: Oenanthe melanoleuca
Lineage: Eukaryota; Metazoa; Chordata; Aves; Passeriformes; Muscicapidae
Product: G-protein coupled receptor 183-like
Exons: 2
Coding region: 190-1260 (356 amino acids)
Biological process (GO): G protein-coupled receptor signaling pathway
Cellular component (GO): membrane
Molecular function (GO): G protein-coupled receptor activity; oxysterol binding
Source: RefSeq, a predicted model, not a curated record
UAAUGUGAGCGAAUCCCGGGAGGCGCUCACACGGCCGGGGAGCCCCAGAGCGGACCGGGCAGGAGGCUCCGCGCCCGCGACCCCCAAAACUCGGGCGGGAGGAGGACGAGGAGGACGAGGAGGAAGAGAAGAAGGCGGCGGCACCGCCGCUCGCAGGGACACAGCAAGAGCUUGUGAGGCAUCGUGGAAAUGGCUCUUGUGGAGGAUGUGCUCCUGCCCACCAACCUCACCUCCAGCAACCAGAGCAGCUGCAACGUGCACAACCACCACUUCUCAACCAAAGUCACCUUCUCCCUUUUCUACAUCAUCCUGCUGGUGUUCGGUGCCUGUGGGAAUGUCCUGGCCCUCUGUAUCACCUUCCAGCGCAGGAAGAAGAAGCUCAACUCCACCGACCUCUACCUGGUGAACCUGGCCCUCUCCGAUGCCCUGUUCACGCUGGCACUGCCGGGCAGGAUCGCCUACUACAUCCUGGAGUCCAACUGGCCCUUUGGGGACUUGUUCUGCCGGAUCACAGCUUUCAUUUUCUACAUGAACACCUAUGUGAGCAUCUACUUCAUGACCUGUGUGAGCGUGGACCGCUACGUGGCCGUGGUGCGCACCAGGCACCCGGGCAGGAUCCGGAAGAUGAGCCGUGCCAGGGGCGUCUGUGCGCUCAUCUGGGCCCUGGUGUUCCUGCAGACGGCUCCGCUGCUCCUGCGGCCCAUGACGCGCAGGAUGGGAGACAAGCUGACGUGCAUGGAGUACUUCAACUUCGAGGAGAUUCCCAACCUGCCCUACCUGCUCCUGGUGGCCUGCAUGAUCGGCUUCUUCCUGCCUGUGGGCAUCAUCUUGGUGUGCUACGUGAGGAUCAACCUCAAGCUCUGCCAGACGGCCAAGGAGAACCCGCUGACGGUGAAGAACGGGCACCACCACCGGGCAUUCACCGUCAUCCUGGUGGUGCUGCUGGCCGUCCUGCUCUGCUUCAGUCCCUACCACCUCAACAUUGUCCAGUUCAUGGUCAGGAAGAUCCUCUACCAGCCGUCCUGCCGUGAGCAGCAAGCCUUCAAGAUGUCCCUGCAAGUCACGGUGGCAUUCAUGAACCUCAACUGCUGCAUCGACCCCGUCAUCUACUUCUUCGCCUUCCGGGGCUACAAGCGGAGGCUGCUCCGCAUCUUCAGGAACAGCGGCUCCCUGGCCACCUCCUCCACUGCCAAGACCCCCUCGGAGAGCAACAGCAACAGCCACAGCCACAGCCAGCCCCCAGGCUCCGUCUCCAUCUAGCAGCACA